Molecule: messenger RNA, 486 nt
Organism: Neolamprologus brichardi
Lineage: Eukaryota; Metazoa; Chordata; Actinopteri; Cichliformes; Cichlidae
Source: RefSeq, a predicted model, not a curated record
AAGGGUUUCCCUGAGUGUCUGCAAGCUGAUAUCUGCCUUCAUUUGAACCGCAGCUUGCUGCAGAACUGCAAAGCUUUUCGAGGUGCUAACAAAGGCUGCCUGCGGGCUCUGGCCAUGCGAUUUAAGACCACCCACGCUCCGCCGGGUGACACCCUAGUCCACAGUGGGGAUAUUCUCACUGCCCUAUACUUCAUUUCCAGGGGUUCUAUAGAGAUCCUCAGGGACGACGUGGUGGUGGCCAUACUGGGAAAGAAUGACAUCUUUGGUGAACCCAUCAAUCUGUACGAGAGGUCAGGGAAAUCCAGCGCUGAUGUCAGGGCUUUGACAUACUGUGAUCUUCACAAGAUCCUGAGGGACGACCUUCUGGAAGUGCUAGACAUGUAUCCCGAUUUUUCCAACAUGUUCUGGAACAAUUUGGAGAUCACCUUCAACUUGAGAGACGUGAGUGCCACCAGGGGGCGCUGUUACACAGCAUCCUGCUUGUGA